GGGCCUGGCCCCACCAUGCUCAAGCGCUGCGGCCGGCGUCUGCUGCUGGCACUGGCGGGCGCGCUGCUCGCCUGCCUCCUGGUGCUCACGGCCGACCCGCCGCCCCCGCCGCCGCCUGCCGAGCGCGGCCGCCGCGCGCUGCGCAGCCUGGCGGGCCCCGCGGGUGCGACCGCAGUGACCGGGUUGGGAGAGGCCCCGGCCCGCGAGGUGCGCAGCCUGUCAGAAUACUUUAGCCGGCUGGCCCGCGCGCGCAGAGACGCGGGCCAGCCGCCGGGGGGCGCCCCCCGCCCCUCCGACGGCUCCCCGCGGCCACCGGCCGAGCCGCUCGAGCCCCGCGACGUCUUCAUCGCCGUGAAGACCACCAAAAAGUUCCACCGCGCGCGCCUCGACCUGCUGCUUGAGACCUGGAUCUCGCGCCACAAGGAGAUGACCUUCAUCUUCACUGACGAGGAGGAUGAGGUGCUGGCCAGACACACAGGCAAUGUGAUCAACACCAACUGCUCGGCUGCCCACAGCCGCCAGGCGCUGUCCUGCAAGAUGGCCGUGGAGUAUGACCACUUCAUUGAGUCAGGGAGGAAGUGGUUCUGCCACGUGGACGAUGACAACUAUGUGAACGUGCGGGCCCUGCUGCGGCUGCUGGCCAGCUACCCCCACAAACAGGAUGUCUACCUGGGCAAGCCCAGCCUGGACCGGCCCAUUCAGGCCACGGAGCGGGUCGGCGAGGGCGAGGUGCGUCCUGUCCACUUCUGGUUUGCCACUGGGGGGGCCGGCUUCUGCAUCAGUCGAGGGCUGGCCCUGAAGAUGAGCCCUUGGGCCAGUGGGGGCCACUUCCUGAGCACAGCCGAGCGCAUCCGACUGCCGGAUGACUGCACCAUUGGCUACAUCGUGGAGGCUCUACUGGGCGUGCCCCUCACCCGAAGUGGCCUCUUCCACUCCCACCUGGAGAACCUGCAGCAGGUGCCUGCAUCUGAGCUCCACGAGCAGGUGACGCUGAGCUACGGCAUGUUUGAAAACAAGCGGAAUGCCAUCCACCUGAAGGGGGCCUUCUCGGUGGAGGCGGAUCCGUCCAGGUUCCGCUCUAUUCACUGCCACCUGUAUCCGGACACACCCUGGUGUCCCCACACCUCUGUCUUCUAGCAGCCACUGCUGAGACCCUGUCCCCGGGCACCCCUGGUAUCCAAAGGGCUCGGGGACUCCUGUUGCACUGCCCUGGCCUCGGCAUUCGAGGCUCCUGUGGGCUGUGCUUGCACAUGUGUGUGUGUUGUGUGCCCGUCUGCGUAGCAGUCUGCUGGGCAGUUCUGCUCUGUGGACGAACCAGCAGGCACGCCCAUGUGUCUGCCUUCCGCCUUCUGCAUAUCUGCUGGCUCCAGGCCCCCUACCAGAAGGAGGUUCUGUGUGUCAGAAAUUACUUGGAGGGCAGUUUGACAGUUGUUUAUUUUCUCAUCGUUCUGCAGUGUGGGAUCAGAGGCCAUCCUGCAGGUGCCUCUCUCUUCUGGCUGGACGCUGGGCCAUGGGCUGGAGGUGCCUGUGCCCGGGGAUCCUGGCUCCCACCGGGAGCCCCCAUGACAGCCCAGCCAUGCUCAGUCCGAGGAAGCUGGUUUUGGGAUGAGUGGCCCAGCCCUCCUUCCACCCAGCUCUGGCCUGGGCACUGUGGCUUAGAAAGGCAGCCGUGCCCAAGUUCCAGGCCUGAGAGGCCCCCAGCGGCCACCUGGCUGGGGGGUCUCCUUUGUCUCCCCCGGGGAGCAGUUUAUCUCCUCUCCCAAGUAGAGAGAAUGUCGCCCACAGUGGGUGUGUCUGUAAAUAUUGUGACAGUAUUUUUUUACUGUGUUGUGUUUUUGCAAAGCGGUGGGUAAAAAGUAGGGUAAUUUCGUUUUGGGGGUGGAAUGGGGGAGGGUAUGUGUUAUUUUCUAUUUUCUGUGGAUCGGAAAAAGCAGAAGCCAAAUCUUGGAUCGUGCUCUUCGUUUCUAAAGCCGAAAUGGAUGUGUCUCACCCUCCGUGUAUUUAUAUGUUCCAGUAUCUGGAAUGUUCCUGUCCCUCCCUGCCCACCCCCCGACACUGUUCUGUCCGCCCCCCUCCAGCUCACCUGGCCUGUGGGGAGGGGGCUUUGUCUUCUCUUUUUUCUUUUUACAAAGACAUAGCUAGGAACUCCAAUGAGAAGGGAAAGGUUCUCAGGGAAUUGAAGUAUUGUUGCUACGGUGACGUCUUUUGGUUUGAAUAAAAGUGCUCUUUGCGGCAACCUGAGGGUCCUGGUCUUGGCUGGAGGUGGGGCCUGAGCCGCAGGUCCUGUGAGCUCCAGGGGGGCUUGGGGCCGAGGGCCCACAGGAUGAGGGGGAAACACGCCUUGUCUGCACCCACACUGGGGAGGGUGGGAAGAAAUCUUCCAAGCUAGCUAUUUUGAAAGAAAACUUGAGACCAAAAUUAGAAAAAAAAUACGUCAUCACCUCGACCCCAAUUCGCGGCAACCCCAUGUGUGUCACAGUAGAACAGUGCCCCACAGGGUUUUCAAUGACUUUUCUUCUGCGGCACCUCUGGGUGGACGUUAACUGCCAGCCUUUUGGUUAGAGCCGAGUAUGUUGACCAUUUGUACCACCCAGGGGCUCCUGGGAUCAAAACAGUCCCUUGCUAUUUUGCCUGAGAGGGAAUAGCCAGCCCUGGGCAUCCCCUGGGCAGUGGCCUUGGGGAUUGGUGGUGGGUGGGCACUUCGUUUCUUUUAGGGCCAUUUGGGGGCUGCUGGGAUCUGCAGGUCUCUGCUGGGCCACACUGUGCCAUCUUGACCCAGGGACGGCUGCUGGCGGGUCCAGUGAAUGCCCCCCUGCUUCAAGGAACGUGACCCCCAUCUUCCUGGCCUAGUGCCUCAGUGUCUGGUUUAAUCCUCAUCGUGAGCCCAUGCAGACGGGGAAACUGAGGCUCGCAGUGGUGAUGCCUGAGGCUAGGGCCGGUCUGGCAGAGCAGUGAGGGGGUCCCAGUCUACCGCUUGCUGCCGACAUAAGGCCUGACCUCAGGGCUCCAUCCCUUCCUCUGUAAAGGACGUGAUGGUCCUGACCUCCCUGUGAGGAUGGGAGAACAGGCAGAGCCCCAGGUGGCUGCUGCCCUAGCUAGGCCUGUGCCUACCCAGCAACCAGCCUGCCCCCACCUCGGAGCCCCGGUGACAGGUCCCCAGAGGCUGGGCAGCGUUCAAGCAGCUCUUGUGUUCUAAAGAAUCAGCUCUCUGGUGCCUUUUCUUCCACAAAUAAAGCCUUGAAGGGCUGGCAGGAAUGGGGGCAGGGCCGCUGCGGCCUCCAGCUGGGGAGUCCCCUCCUGCACCCCCUUCCUGGCAGCAUGGGGCGGCCCUCACUUCCUCUUGAGCUAUUUGCUCAGUCAGAAAGCUCUUCCUCAAACUGAGCGCCAGACAUCCCUGGGGCCCCCAGCACUGAACUGCUUCUGCCUUGGCUCUAUUUUUUCUUCCGGUGAAGAUAUAUGCGGCAAAACCACCACUUCAGCCAUUUCUACGUGUUCUACAAGUCAGUGGCACUGGUUACAUUCUUCAGGUUGUGCCACCUUUCUUCAUAUACUUUUCCAAAUUAUGGUAAUUAACACAAACUCAGUGUCCCCUAAGCUUCUCAUCUAACCUUUCAAGUUGUGGUCAAUAUGAUCACGUAUAAUAAAUUCUUGAAAAGAAUACAAUGCUCCAGACAGACAUUUUUUUCUCAUUAAGCUAAACUACUGAAUGGUUUAGAGAUGACUUCAGGGGAUAGUUUUGGUUUAAGGUUUAAAGGUUAUCACAGGGCAAUAGUUUUGGGGGUUCAUCCAGCCUCAGUGGCUCCAGAAAGUCUGGAUUCCAUGAGAAUUUGAAGUUCUGUGCCACAUUUUCCCCUUUUGAUCAGGAUUCUCUUACAGAAUCUUUGAUCAAAAUGUCCAGUAACGGUAGCCCUGCCCUGGACUCUUGCUGCCUGCAACCCUCAGCUCCCAGUCACGGGAUCCCCCAUUUUAGGGGAGUAAGUCUUUUGCCUUAUGCCCCCGCCCCCCCACAUGCUGCAUCAAGCUUGCUGUUGUCAGCACAUCAGAAAGCAGACUCCUCCACUAAUCAGUGUGAUGUCUGUGUGUCCCAUCCUUUGGCCUGCUGGAGACAAUGCCAGGCCUGCCCCAUCAGACACAGAUGACACACACCACUCCCUCAAAUAAGGGCCCCAGGUGGAAGGGCUAGGGGUGGCCAUUUCCUCAUUGCCCUGGCUGGGGGCUGCCCUGGCAGGGCCUGACUCCACUGUGGCCUCGCACAGGGCUGAGACAGCAGAGCAUGGCUUUCUGAAGGCUCAAGCAGCUGCCCAAGGGGUGGGCAUUGACCAGGGGGCAGUGGCGGGGGGGGGGUCCUCUCCUCCCUUCCCACCCAGCCCCUUCACAGCACAGUUGGUACAACUAGGUGCCCUUCACAGGUGGAACCAAACUCCUAGGUCAGGCUUCAUGUCUGAAGCACGCGGGGGGCUGGGACUUCCAGGGCCUGGCCUGUUUGAGGGCACCACAAAGCUCAGAGGCCUCCCUGGGCUCAGCUGUCUGCCAGUCCUGGUGGGGGCAGCUACCAUUCUGUCACCAAGAUGUCAGGCCCAUCUGAUGAUGAGAAGCUGAAACUGGGUAGGGGAAGUUGCAGGGGAGCAGCCCCCGAGUGCAGGCAGGGGCAGAGGGACUUCCUGCCCGCGCUGAGUCAGAGGGCAUGGGGACCUGGGGGUGGUGGGUAAGGCCACUUCCUGUGUGUGGCUGUGCAGACCGGCGAGGCUUGGCCAGGCUGUCCCCUGAAAAGGCCAGAAGAGCAGAGGGGAGGCAGGCAGGGGCUUGGAGAGGCCUUGCCCUUGGAAGCCUCAACCUUUCCACCUGAGCAACGGGGAUAAAGUGUGUGCUCUGAGCCAGGGUUUCCCCGGGAAGUGCAGACCAGAGCUUGGCCCUUACCUCUUCCAAACUGGAAGCUGAGGUUUCUUGGUCCCCAGAAGGGGAAGAAGGGCCUGAUGGGAGCCCAUAGCCUGACUGCUCCCUACCUCUGCCCAAAGGAGUGAGGAAGGGGUCCUCUGCAUGGAAAGGAAGCCUCGUGUCUCCCCAAGGUACAUUCUGGGACAGCUGUGUCCAGCCAGCUGGGCAUAGCCUGUUGGCCAGGACCUCGGCUGGCCCAGCCAAACACCCCCACCCCAACUGCCGGUAGUCUGUGGGGCUCUCAAAGAUAAAAUUCCAACUACUGAGGCUGCCGGGUGCUCAGAGAGGGUGGCAGUGCCUCCCCCCGGCCCCAGCCCUGACCCCUGGAAGCAGGCCAGAGUAGAGGCCCGAGCCAGAUCAAACAAAAAAAACCAAAGCCAUUGCCGUUGAGUCAAUUCUGACUCAUAGUGACCCUACAGCGACCCUAUAGGACAGAGUAGAACUGCCCCACAGGCUUUCCAAGGAGCACGUGGUGGUUUUGAACUUCUGACCUUUCAGUUAGCAGCCAUAGCACUUAACCACUAUGCCACCAGGGUUUCCUGAGCCAGAUCAGGCUCAGGAAAUGGCCCUCCACCUGGGGGCAAUCACAGCAGACUUCCUGGAAGAGGAGCCCCCCUCCCACUGGAGCAGGAAGCUUUGUAAAGAUGCAGUAGGGGGAGGAGGGCAUUCUGGCCUCAACACAGACUAGACAGAGGUGUACAUGGGGCCCAUCAGGAUGCCUGGAAGGCUGGAAUGCAGUUGUCUACAACCCUCCCAGCUCCUACCCAACCACCAGCACAGACUGGGGCUUUUCCACGAGGCUCCUCGGUGCCAAAAGCCAGUCCUGCCCCUCUGGGCCUGGGAAUGGAGGGGAGGUAGGGUGUUAGGUCACCCCAGGUCCACCUGCCAACCCUGGCCCCAGCCUUGUCAGAUGUUCCUGGCAGCGCCCACUCCCCAACCCCACUUUCUGAGCCAGGUUGGACACAGAAGCAUUUGACACAUCCUUUUUUUUUUAGGGGCACACGCGGACCUGGGGUUGCUCUGUCUUGACCCAUGGAGCCUGCCCAGAUGGUGUUACCACACCCAGUUUGGGGGCUGCCCCCACAGCCCCUGCCCAGUAGCCAGACAUAAGCCCCUUUGCGGUCGACCUGCAACAGUCCUUGGGUGCCACCUGGUGGCGACAUCCCGUGGUGUCUCUCCCAACUCCCAAUCCCACUUUCCUAAGACCCUACCCGGGAUCUAGGGGUGCAGCCCUUAAAAGUUCACACCAUAAAUUUAAAACUGUUACUCAUAUUGGAUUCAUGCCAUCACCAACACCAGUUGCACUCAAGUUGACCCAACUUCUGGUGACCUCACGUGUGUCAGAGUGGAACUGUGCUCCACGGGGUUUUCAAUGGUUGAUUUUUGGAAGUAUAUUGCCAGGCCUUUCUUCUGAGGCACCUCUAAAUGGACUUUAACUCCUGGGCUUUGGAUUAGCAGGCAAGCAUGUCAAUGGUUUGCUCCACUCAGAGAUUCCUGGGUUCAUACAUUAUGUGUAAUGUCAAGAGUCAAGGCCAAGGUAGGUAGCUUCCGCCACCACCCUCUACUUCCCUCCCCCAUGGGCCUAUCCCACAGCAUCCCCCUACAGUCCAUUGCCCACCUCGUCUCUGAGUAGCUGCCCUCCUCCCUGCUCUACGCAGCAGUGUCCUUAUUGGUCCCCAGGCCAGCAGCAGCCAGCCACCUGGGAACUUGUUGGGAGUGCAGACUCCCGGCUCCCCAGACCUGCCACAUUGGAAGCUGGGGUGGGGCCUGGCAUUCAAGCUCACGGCCCUCCUGGGGGUCCUGAAGUGGUUCCAGCAGAAACCAACUACCUCCAGGAGCACGGAGCCCCUGCUGACGCAUCUCACACACCCCUUGCCCUGAAAUGUUCCCACUGCCCCUUCCAGAAGGAGCCCUGGUGGGAAAGCGGUUAAGCACUUGGCUGCUGAGAGGUCAUUGGUUGGAACCCACCAGCUACUCUUUGGGAGAAAGAUGUGACAGUCUCCUGUAAAGAUUACAGCCUUGGGAACCCUAUGGGGCAAUUCUACUCUGUCCUGUAGGUUCUGUAUGAGUCAGAAUGAACUUGACAGUAUGGGUUUGGUUGCUUUUGGCCCCCUCCAGGCCAUUCUCUUCCCUCCUUCCCUCCUAACCCCCUUGCAGCUUUGAAUUACCCACCGCCCCAAGGGUUGCGGUACCCACAGCCCUUCCAUUGGUGGAGACAUUGGUCCCUGGCUCCCCCCUCUCCUGCACAGCCCUGCAUUCAUUCCUGGAGACUUCAGUGUCCCUGGAUGAGCCCCCCACCCUGUCCUUGUCUCCGCCAGAGGUCCCCACCCCACGGUCAUACUCAACCUCUCAUGUGCCAACACCGCCCUCCCAACUCAGCUUUAUCCAUGCCCUCCUGUCUCCUCCCCAGCUGUCCAGCUAAUCCAAAACCCAGUAACCUGACCCAAGUCCCACCCCCAGGGACCUCUUAUCCAGAUGCCUCCUCCCCCCACAAUGGUUGAAUCCAGGGUCCCUCUCCUGCACAUUCCUUCACUGCCCUUGCCCUCUCUUGCUCCAACAUACUCUCUUGGCUCACCUGUAACCUGCUCAUGCCCAGCCCCGCCCACUCUGCACCCCCACCUGGGAGGUGGAUGCUGCGCAACUUGCCAGGAGGCCAGUGCCAAAGGGAGCUACCCCACAAGGGCACCUUGAACCCUGCUUUGGUGGAGGGGGUCUCUGUGGGGGCUGAGACAUCCAUCACAGGGACCCACCACUGCGCAGACCUGUCCCUGCUCACCUCCAGCCACUGCCCUGGCCAGGUGCCUCAUCCCAGGCCUGGGGGCCAAAGGUGCCUGUUCACAGGGUCCCAGGGCACUCAGGGCCUCAACCUACCUUCCAGGCUGCAAAAUGGUGCUUGUGAAGUAUCAGACAACCACCACUCACUGCUGAAAGGCCCCCAGUGGCUGGUCUUUCCUGCCUGCCCAGCCCCUCCCAGGACACCCCCACCAUACCUGCCACCCCAGGGCGUGCUGACAGGCCAGGUGCUGACAGGCCACAGAGCACGAGUGGCCAUUAGGCACAUGGCCAUCUCGUCCAGACCCCAGAAUGGCAGACUCCCCACAAACCUCCAACAGCCUCUCCACCUCCCUUCUCGGGCAGAGGCCACAACGACUUGGGAAAAGAGGCCUGUUUUUCAAAAUUUGUUUAUUUUAAAACAUUAAACCCAAGCUGAAUAGAAACCACAGAAAUUACAUCGAUGAGUUUUAGUAUUUGCCAAGAAAAAUAAAGCCCCCAAAGAAAUAAAAAUCAAACCCCAAACCCAGUUAAAAAAAAAACAACCCAG
Loxodonta africana (African savanna elephant) is the source of this 8257-nucleotide messenger RNA. RefSeq names its product LFNG O-fucosylpeptide 3-beta-N-acetylglucosaminyltransferase (gene LFNG). Gene Ontology annotation, biological process: pattern specification process; regulation of Notch signaling pathway. Lineage: Eukaryota; Metazoa; Chordata; Mammalia; Proboscidea; Elephantidae. The coding region runs from base 16 to 1137 and encodes 373 amino acids. Gene Ontology annotation, cellular component: Golgi membrane. The transcript is spliced from 8 exons. Gene Ontology annotation, molecular function: O-fucosylpeptide 3-beta-N-acetylglucosaminyltransferase activity. The record is from RefSeq and is a predicted model, not a curated record.